AUGCCUACUCAAAUCGACAAGGACUAUCUACGAAGUUUCCAAAAUUACUUAAUGCAAUGCAAUAAUAUAAUUGUUUUGGUUGGGGCAGGGCUUUCGGCAGCAUCUGGAGUUCAGACUUACCAGAACUCUUCUGGUUACUGGAAAGAUUUCCAUUCGAUUGACAUAUCCACCCCAGAUGCAUUUUUAGAUAAUCCCGGUCUUGUAUGGCAAUUUUAUUCAUGGAGGCGUCACAGAGCUUUGAAAGCAAAGCCAAAUAAAGGACAUUAUGCGAUUGCGGCGUUAUCAGAGAAAUUCAACAGUGCUAAUAAUAAUGAAAGGAAAAGGAAAAAUAAUAAACAGUGCCUAACAAUAAAUCAAAAUGUUGAUGGAUUGAAUCUAAGGGCGGGCCAUGAUAAGGCAAAUUUGUUAGAAUUGCACGGAAAUCUUUUUGAUUUGAGAUGCACCGAUUUUUUCUGCAGUUACAGAGAGUCAAAUAACUUUGAGCAUCCAUUAACACAGGCCUUGGGAUUAGUGGACGAUGAAAGUGAUAAGGGUGAUGAUACAUAUGAAGAGCAUAAUAGAAACAAGAAAAGAAGAUUAGAUAGGGAAAAGGGUAAAGUGAAUACCAAUCUUUCAAAAGAAGACUUGCCUGCAUGCCCCCGGUGUGGUGGUUUAUUGAGACCUGGGGUCGUUUGGUUUGGUGAGUCAAUUCCAUUGAAAGCCAUUAAUACAAUUGAUGACUUUUUCGUGAGCAACAAGAUAGAUUUGAUCUUGGUUGUUGGUACUAGUGGUAAAAUGUGGCCUGCGAUAGGGUACGUUGAAAGAGUACGAUUACAGGGAGGCAAAAUUGCGAUCUUCAACACAGAAGUGAAUUCCGAUGAGAUUUCCAAUGAUAAAGACUGUUGGGGUUUUGAAGGAGAUGCCUCAGAGACGUUAGGAAUUGCUUUAGAGCCAGUGAUUGGGAGAAAUUACGUUCCAAGAAAUUAUCGGAAAAGAUAA
Messenger RNA from Saccharomycopsis crataegensis, 978 nucleotides. RefSeq lists its product as uncharacterized. The record is from RefSeq and is a predicted model, not a curated record. The transcript has a single exon. NCBI's taxonomy places the organism in Eukaryota, Fungi, Ascomycota, Saccharomycetes, Ascoideales, Saccharomycopsidaceae. The coding region runs from base 1 to 978 and encodes 325 amino acids. Gene Ontology annotation, cellular component: nucleus. Gene Ontology annotation, molecular function: histone deacetylase activity, NAD-dependent; NAD+ binding.